UUCCUGCGCCCGCCCGGGCCUCUCUUCCUCGCCCUCCUGUACAGUAGUUCCAGAGACUGGCAGCCCUGACCUGAAUAGAGGUGUCAUCAGAGCAGAAGUUAAUUCCUUUAUCAUAUGAAGAUCAACCAAGAGAAGGCAAAGAUGUGGACUGCAGUUGCUAAAUAUUUGUUAAGACCGAAGAUCCAUCAAGAUUGUUCUCGGACCCUGCUGCAAGCACAAAAGGGCAAGUUCAAUCAUCGAAGGCAUUUCUCUCUGAGCGGGAGGCCUUGGCAACAUUCAUCUAGGAUAGCACAACCAGUUCAGGCCUUUGGCGUGAGCGCAGCCAUCCAGAAUGUGGAAACUCUGGAGGCAAAUCAGUUUAUCUGUGUUCACUGGGAAGAUGGGAGUAAAAGCCUUUAUCCUUCUGUGUGGUUACGAGACAACUGCCAAUGCCCUGACUGUUUUUUACAUUCUGCUAAAGCACGCAAACUGCUUCUUGAGAAUCUAGAUGUCAAUAUUUGGGCCAAAUACGUUGGCAUGACAGAAAGGAAAAAGGUAUGCAUUAUAUGGCCAGAUGACCACACCAGUGAAUUUGAGGCUGAAUGGCUGAAAGAAAGAUGUUUUUCUGAACAAGCAAGAGCAAAUGUUCAAGAAGAGUUGUUUUUAUCAGAACGUCGAUACUGGGGUUCUGAUCUUCAGCUUCCAACGAUGGCAUUUGAAGAGGUGUUGCAUAGUGAUGAAAGUGCAUACAAAUGGUUGGUUACCCUUAAAAAAGUGGGAAUUGUGCUGUUAACAGGUGCUGCUAAUAGACAGGGAGAGGUGCUGAAACUUGGGCAACGGAUUGGAUUCCUCCGUCUGACUUUUUAUGGACCUACUUGGCAAGUACAGGACAAAGUAGAUGCUAACAAUGUGGCAUAUACUACUGAGAAGCUAAGUUUUCACACUGAUUACCCUGUUCUUCAAUUUCCACCUGGGAUUCAGUUUCUGCAUUGCAUAAAGCAAACUCCUACUGGAGGGGAGAGUGAAGUUGUGGAUGGAUUUCAUGUAGCUAAUAAGCUUAAGGAAGUAAAUCCUCAGGCCUUUCAAAUCCUGACCUCCACCUUUGUAGAUUUUACAGAUGUUGGAGUCGAUUACUGUGAUUUCUCUAUGCAAUCCAAACAAAGAAUUAUAGAUGUAGAUGAAAAGGGCCAAGUGAUUCGUAUCAACUUUAAUAAUGCAACCAGAGACACUAUAUUUGACAUACCUGCUGAAAAAGUGAAACCAUUUUAUGCUGCUCUCAAGGAGUAUGUUAAUCUGUUGAACAGUGCAGAUAACAAAUAUAUCUACAAAAUGAAACCAGGUGAAAUAGUGGUGUUUGACAACUGGCGCUUACUUCAUGGUCGGCAGAGUUACCAGGCAGGGACAGAAAUAUCUCGUCACCUUGAAGGAGCCUAUGCAGAUUGGGAUGUGGUAAUGUCAAGGCUCCGAAUCCUGCGGAAGAAUGUUCUCAGCAGAAAGUAAUCUUGAAGGUUGGACUACUGGAACCUUUCACACUGUGUAGAGGAUGGAUGGUUCUCCCACAGACACCAAUGGAUUUAGUAUGUUUCCAGUGUCUUUAGGGAAUUACUGGCUGACAUUGUUGUAUCAAUUCUGUUGAAAACCUGACUAACCUCUGAAUAACAUGGAUUUUGACCACAGUAGCACAUAGUGGUUAUUUCCUGCUAGCUAGAAGCUGAGCAGCUCUCAUAGUUUUCCAGGGAAUUGUUGCCAAUAAACAAUAAGGAUAACCAUUAAAACAUCAUGGUGAAAGAUUUGCAGCAUCUUAGAAUCCAUUUGAAAGGCUAUGAUUUUGCAAGUAUGGUGGCAAAAAAAUCAGAACAACUGGGCAUUUUUGGUCUCUGAUCUUGUAGAAUGUCCUAUUCCUGGUACAAGGAAGGUAUAACCUUCCAGAUGUUAUUGAUCUGCAACUGUUGUUUAUUAUUUUAAAUUGAUUUUAUCGUACACUGCCCUGAAAUGCUUGAAUAUAUGGCAGGAUAUAAAAAAUAAUAAAUGGAUAAACAUUUAUCACCCUUCACCAUUGGGUCUUCUGACUAGGUCCAAUGGAAGUUGCAAGUCAACAUCAAGAAGACAACAGUUCACACUGUGCCCUGUUUAAUCUUCAGGGAUAUAUUGCUGCUUGUUUUCCAGAAGGAGGAAAUUUUGUGAGCCUUUGGUGGAUAUAAACCUGGUCACUGUUCUCCUGUGGUUAUGUGAUUUUUUUUUCUGCUUUUAAAAUAUUUUAUUGGGCUAGUUUUGUUUUUACCACUGUUGUUAUUUCUUGGAUUGUUUUAGAAUAUCAUUCUCCAACUGGUGGCCUCUUGAUAUUUGAGACUAUGGCUGCUGCCACACUGCAGAAUUAAUGCAGUUUGUCACUAUUUUAACUGCCAUGGAGCCGUGCUAGGGAAUCCUGGGUUUUGUAGGUUGUUGUGGCAGCAGAGCUCUCUGACAAAGAAGGCUAAACAGCUCACAAAACUACAAUCCCAGAAUUCCAUGGCAUUUCCCAUGGCAGUUAAAGCGUUGUCAAACUGUAUUAAUUUUGCAGUGUAAAUGCAGCCUACAACUCAUAUCAGGUCCAGCUUACAUGUUCAGUGGUGAUGGAUCAUGGGAGUUGAAAACAUCUGCAAGGCAACAGGUUAGGGACAGCUGUUUCAGAUGUUCUUUUUAUUGUUGUUGUUGUUAUAGUAAGCUGCCUCAUGGAUAAAAAGACAAUCAAAAUUGUAAAGAUAAUAACAAUAAUACAACAACUUCUGUUUACAUUUUUCAAGUAGCAAUGGGUGACUAUUCCCAUUUGUAUGCUACAUUUGCAGCAGCAUACCUUCUAACAGAAAACUAAAGGAUAUACUGAAAGAAGCCAUCACUUCUUUUUUUGGGGAAAAAAUGAAUUACAUAAAUGAAUAAUACAUAAAUAAAUGUUUAUUACAUGCUGUAGAAAAGGACUAAUAUUACUAAAUGCAUGGUUUCCAUUGGUCUCUCUAGGUAAAAAACAGAACUUGAAAGUAAUUUCUUGUAUGCAGGGUAUUGCUGCUAAUCCUUCAGGAAUGGGGAUCAGACAGCCUUUCAGAUGUUUCUGGAGUACACGUUCUAGUAAUCCUAGCCAGCACAACCAAUGGUAAGGAAUAUUGACAGUUGCAAUCCAACAAAACCUGGAGGACUACAUGAUUUCUACUUCUACAUACUUAUCUGGUAGUAAGUCCUAUUUGAUUUUGUUAGCUCUAAUUAGAUCCACACAGGUUCCAAAUAGGAGUGGGAAUCAUGCAGCCCUCCAAAUGCCAUUGGACUGCAACUCCCAACAUUCUUCACCACUAUUAGUGCUUGCUAGGACUUGAAUUUGGUUAGGCAAAAGAAAUUCUCUUGGUAUCCUAGAUGAUGAUGUAGAAGAUGAAAGAUGAAGUACUGCCACCACUAGUAAUAAAAUCCCAACCCUCCCCCCAAAACGUAGAUGAAAUCCCCUUCUUUCAGCUUUUACCACCAAUAAAUAAAUGGCAGAAUUGGUUGGGGUUAAGCAUUUUCACUCAGUCCUGUUGAAUAUGAAAAUGGAAAUCAUUUGCUAUCCCACAGGUAUUAAUGCUGCACAUCUCCCAUUAAUUUCAAUAAUUUAUUUACGUGAAGUAUUUUUUGCCCCAUCCUUCAGUCCAAAAAGCUCUGAACAUGGCUUACAUAAGAUCUGUAAACAGAAAGUCCAUGCUGACAGGAUGAUAGAAAGGAUAGAAAAGAAAUUGGGGCUGAGGAGGGUAGAAGAAAACAAGCACAUUCACUGACAACUUUAAAUUAUGUACCAGGUCUUAUAACCAAGCUGUAAUGGAAAGAUUUGGAGAUGGGUAUGAAUGAAACACUCCUGUUUUCCCUCAGUCCUUCUACUGCAGCCUGAUAGAAUGCUAACUGAACCUAUCUGAAACUAAUGGACUACAUUUGGCAGCUAAGCAUUGGUGCAUUAUAUCCACCGUAAGUGUGAAGCAAGGAUUGGGAAUCUCUGGGGUGAGGUAGGAUCUCAGCUUGCCUUCCCGAGGUACAGAAAAGCUCUGGGUGGUGGUGGUGGUGGUGGUGGUGGUGGUGUGUGUGUGUGUGUGUAUGGAGUAACAACACCCACUGCUGGUGUGGAGCCACUGGGAAGUUGCCAAAUUGAUAAUCUGGCCAUUGGACAAAAUAAAGAUGUUUAUCACACUAUAAGAGUGUGCCUGAGAAUUCUAAAUACUCCUCCUUAAAACUGCCAAUCCCAGAAUGCAACAAGAGGCAGCUAGAGGAGUCAAAGUGGAAUAGUAGCACUUUAAGAGUAUAGUGUGAUAAACAUCAAAGAUUCCCAUUGCUGGCAUAAGGCCAGGCCAAUAUGAACAUUGUGUGUGUGAUCUUUAAGGUACAUUUGGAUUUUUUUUCCUUUUCAUCUAGAUGAAAUGUCAGGUACACUAUCACAACCUGGAUUUGAAAAUGUAGGUUCAUCUCUGAGCAAUAUUAAAUAGUGCCUUUCUCUUUCUACUUUGAAUUUUGGCACCACAUGAGAGUUUGAUAUACAAUAAUACAGCAGAAGCUGAUGUGACAUAUCAUCAACACUGGCUUUUAAUUGCGACUUGAUCCUUUAAUGCUUCCUUUCUUUUCUGUCCAAAAACUUGAACAGUUUCUGAUGUUUCUGAAUUAAACCAGAAAUCCAAUGGUCUUACUCAUUUAGCUUGAAGUCCAGUUUCUUAUGUUUAUUAUGCUUGGUGUUUUCCACCAAAAUCCUUCCAUUUGAAAUAGCCACUUUAUUCUGGAAAACAUUUUCUCCUUUCAACUAUGUAUCUAGAGAAAACUUUGUUUCACGUGUUCAUGCAUUAAUAAAAUCCAGUUUUGGAACCAA
Messenger RNA from Sceloporus undulatus (fence lizard), 4825 nucleotides. It is a transcript of the gene BBOX1, whose product is annotated as gamma-butyrobetaine hydroxylase 1. NCBI's taxonomy places the organism in Eukaryota, Metazoa, Chordata, Lepidosauria, Squamata, Phrynosomatidae. The record is from RefSeq and is a predicted model, not a curated record. The transcript has 8 exons. Gene Ontology annotation, cellular component: mitochondrion. Gene Ontology annotation, molecular function: iron ion binding; gamma-butyrobetaine dioxygenase activity. Gene Ontology annotation, biological process: carnitine biosynthetic process. Bases 115 to 1479 code for a protein of 454 amino acids.